Molecule: messenger RNA, 1485 nt
Organism: Ascochyta rabiei
Lineage: Eukaryota; Fungi; Ascomycota; Dothideomycetes; Pleosporales; Didymellaceae
Exons: 4
Coding region: 1-1485 (494 amino acids)
Biological process (GO): transmembrane transport
Cellular component (GO): membrane
Molecular function (GO): transmembrane transporter activity
Source: RefSeq, a predicted model, not a curated record
AUGACAAAGAACAUCACCUUCAAGGAUCAAGGAGUCACGCAUCUCGAGAACGUUGAGAACGAGAAAGGUCUCUCUACCCCAUCAUUAUCAUCUCGGACCGAGGCGCCUUUCAGCAUCGACCCGAAAGAGUCAGCUCGCCUUCGCCAUGCUAUUGACUGGCGUCUCAUCCCUGCUCUGGGCGCUAUGUACGGCAUCUCCCUUAUGGAUCGCAAGAACGUCUCUAAUGCCGCCAUCGCCGGUAUGCUAGUCGAUCUAGAGAUGGGUAGGGGAAUUGGCUAUAAUCUCGUCAAUCUAUGCUUCUUCAUCACCUAUGUGCUGUGCCAGCCCUUCAUGGUUAUUUUGUGCAGAAAAGCCGGACCGCGGUACUUCCUCCCAGGCAUUUGUCUCGCAUGGGGUGCUGUCAUCGUUGGCUUCGGCUUCACGAAGAAUUGGCCUAGUUUGAUCCCACUACGACUUGUCCUGGGCCUGUUGGAAUCGGGAUAUUUUCCAGGAUGCGUUUUUUUGUUGAGUUGUUGGUAUACGCAGUUCGAGAUCGGGAAGCGUUACAGCGUCUUCUACUUCAUCGGCAGCAUCGCAUCGGCACUUUCCGGCAUCCUAGCCUACGGUCUCCAGCAAAUGGAAGGUGUCAACGGCAUCCGCGGCUGGCGUUGGAUUUUCAUCAUGGAAGGCGUGAUAACCUGCGGAGUCGCCAUCUUCGCAUUCGCUUUCAUAAUCAAGUUCCCGGACCAAGAGAAAGCCUCCCCGUCAUGGGGCUUCCUCAAGAAACCCGGCGAUAUCGACAUCAUCAUCGACAAGCUCAACGCCGACCGCGGCGACGUCGCCCCCGAAGCUUUCUCGUGGAAGAAAUUCCUCGCUCCCGCGACACAGUGGUACAUCUACGGCUUCGCAUUCAUAUUUUUUUGCGUCACGACCAUCGCGUACGGAUUCGCUUUUUUCCUGCCCAUCAUCCUGAGCACGAAGCUGAAGUUCAGCGUUGCCAUGGCGCAGUGCAUGGGCGCGCCGCCGUAUGCGGCGAGUGGCUUCAUGAUGUACGGCGCUGCGUGGUUUAGCGACAAGUACAAGACGCGCGGUCCGGUCGUGUGUUUCUUGUGCCUCAUCUCUCUCAUCGGACUGCCGAUCAUGGGCUUCGUGGAGAAUCCGUGGGGCCAGUAUGUCGGAGUCUUCAUCACAGUCUCGGGGACGAACAGCGCUAUACCCGCUAUCAUGGCGUACCAGGCGAACAACAUCCGUGGACAAUGGCGCCGGGCGUUCUGUUCAGCGACGCUCACGGGCCUGGGCGGCAUUGGAGGUGUUGCGGGCGCGUUGAUCUUCCGGACUGAAGACGCUCCAUCAUAUGUCCCUGGAUUUGCGGCGUGCAUGGCUUGCAACGUGCUGGUCAUCCUGACUACGGGGGUGUUAACAUUAUACUUCAGGAGGUGCAAUGCGCAGGCGGAUCGGGGCGAGAGGGUAAUCAACGGUGAUCCAACGUUCAGAUUCACUAUCUGA